Molecule: messenger RNA, 486 nt
Organism: Dovyalis caffra
Lineage: Eukaryota; Viridiplantae; Streptophyta; Magnoliopsida; Malpighiales; Salicaceae
Source: the annotation of a GenBank genome assembly
AUGUCCGCUGUUCUCAGUUGUGGCAUUCCCUGGAGUGUUUCUAGCUGGCUUGAUGGCAUUGGCUUGCUCUUACAUUGCACCAUAAAGCUCCUGGGAACUAAGUUGUACAAUUCUAUCAUCAUUACUAAGGGAGGAGUUGUGGUAAUUACUCAUGGUGGAGUCUUAAGAGCAUUUCACAAGUGUGCUGCUGCUACAGUGGAAUUGCUGGAACAAUACAGAAUCCAUCUAUCAAGCAUAAUUUCACUUGGAUGGCAGAAUGGAAAAUCAUUUCUUGAUAUUCUGGAUGAUGUUAAAAGCUCAUUAUCCCCUCUUGAUAUUCCUUUCACGGUCAUGGAUAAUAUUGCACUUCCUAAAACCUUAUUCCCUCCAAUCUGCUACUUUAAGGAACCAUUCCACAUCGAGGGAGUGUCUGCCGUUGAUCCAUCAUCAGCGGCUAAGUCCCUGAAGCCUAUAUCACAGAUUGUAAAAGGGGAGAACAAGAAAUAG